AUGAACGCCACGAGUGUGGUAUUCAUGGUGAUCGUGGUGACUUUGUCAAUGGCCGGGUCAGGCCACGGUAUGGCGUAUACCGUGUUCCAGGCGGUGGUCGAGUACUACCGGAUGCUGGGACCGGCACCACAAGAUGCCGUGCGGGACGCGGGUUUCGUGAGGCGGCAAUAUGACUUCGUGGUGGUAGGUGCCGGUUCCGGUGGCUCGGUGGUGGCCAACCGGCUGACCGAAGUGGCUGGCUGGACAGUAUUGCUGAUCGAGGCUGGCGGCGAGGAGAACGCCAUGACGGACGUGCCACUGCUGGUCAGCUAUCUAAUCGGCACAGGAUUCGACUGGGGCUACCGAACCGAACAGCAGGAAGGUAUAUGCGGUGCGAUGACUGACCGGAAGUGCAUGUGGCCCAGGGGCAAAGUGAUGGGUGGUACCAGCGUUAUCAACUACAUGGUGUACACUCGUGGUGUGCCGGACGACUACGACAACUGGGCCAGACUAGGCAACGACGGGUGGAGUUACGCGGACGUGCUGCCGUACUUUAAGAAAUCGGAGGACGUCAGGCAGAGCCCGCUGACAGAGUCACCGUACCACGGCCGCGGGGGAUAUCUCAAAGUGGAGGAGCCUACGUGGAAGACGAAACUAGGCCCAGUGUUCCUGCGCGCCGGCCGCGAGUUGGGCUACGACGUGCCAGCUGACCACAACGGGCCGCGGCCGUUGGGCUUCUCGUACGUGCUGGCCACGACAGACCAUGGCACCCGGUGCAGCGCGUCAAAGGCGUUUCUGCGGCCAAUCCGUAACAGGCCAAACUUUACAGUAACCAAAAAUUCGCUGGUAACAAAGGUACUCCUGGACCCACACACCAAACGUGCCACCGGUGUCAAGUUCGUGAAAAACGGACAGACCAUGGUGGUGCACGCCCGUAAGGAGGUAAUACUGAGUGCCGGUGCACUCAACACGCCACAGAUACUGAUGUUAUCAGGUAUUGGACCGGCCGAUCAUCUGGCCGAAGUCGGCGUGCCCGUCGUCAAGGACCUCAAGGUGGGCUACAACCUGCAGGAUCACGUGUCCAUGGCUGGGCUGGUUUUCCUGGUCAACCAGUCGGUGACCAUUAUCGAGAGCAGGUACCGAAACCCCAAGUACCUACUCCAGUACGCAGUCAGCGGCGGAGGUCCGUUCACCAUACCUGGGGGCGCGGAGGCGCUAGCAUUCACGGCCACGCGGCACGCGACCAACGGAUCCGUGGCCCCUGAUAUGGAACUGGUGUUCGGUCCAGGGGCCUUAACCGGUGACACGGGUGGGUCGUUGCGCAGGUUGCUCGGUAUGAACGAAACUUUCUACGAUCAGGUAUACGGAAAGUUCAAAGAACACGACGCUUGGGGUCUGGUGCCGAUCCUGCUCCGGCCCCUGAGUCGCGGACGCGUCAAGCUAAGGUCGAAUAAUCCUUUCCAAGCACCAAUGUUCUACGCUGGCUACCUGACGGACAAGCGAGACAGAGAAACUCUUAUCGAAGGCAUAAAACAGGCCAUUGCAGUGAGCGAGACUCCGGCGUUCCAAAAAUACGGUUCGAGGCUGUUGCCGAUUCCGUUCCCCGGCUGCGAACACGAGCAGUUCAUGUCAGAUGCGUAUUGGAUGUGCGCCACCGGACUCGUGUCCACCAACCUGCACCAUCAGUCUGGCACCUGCAAGAUGGGGCCGGACACGGACCCGGACGCCGUUGUGGACACGAAACUCAGAGUGCGCGGCAUCAAAGGCCUCCGAGUGGUCGACACUUCCAUCAUGCCCGUCAUACCGGCCGGUCACACCAAUGCGAUGGCUUUCAUGAUCGGCGAGAAGGCGUCCGACAUGAUCAAGGAAAACUGGCUCAAAUGA
Messenger RNA from Macrosiphum euphorbiae (potato aphid), 1863 nucleotides. The record is from the annotation of a GenBank genome assembly. Lineage: Eukaryota; Metazoa; Arthropoda; Insecta; Hemiptera; Aphididae.